GAGCGCGGCGCGAGCAGCAGCGGCGGUAGGCCACACUGGCACGCAGCGACAUAUCCGGAUGGCGUCACACGGCGGUGCGGUGCCCGCGUCCACCCCGCGCGGACUCCAGGAAGCUUGAUUGGCAGCAGCCGGCACGGCAGCAGUGCACAACUGCGCGCGCCCCAACGCCGCCUGUGUCGGCUCGGAAAAGUCAGCAGCAACGUCACUUGCAGGCGUCUCCAGACCAGGUGCAUCGCUAGCCCGCACGCAGCCCUGCUGUUGCCAAGGCCUAGAGCGCGUCCGCGAAAUUUCUUCAGCGUCUGCAGGUCGCUGGACAGCCGCACUAGCCAGCGGCCACAUCCGAAUCCUCCACCCAGCACGACAACAGCCGACGGCCGCGGAUCCAGCCCGCACACUCUCGCACCGCGCCACUAUGCCCGCCAUCCGGGGACAGGACUCGAAGAAGAAGACGCGCAGGCACACGCGCGACCUCGACCAGGUGCACGCCGACCUGCGCGACGAGAAGCAUCUUGCCGAGUUCAAGGAUGCAAAGCCCGUCGAAGACCUGCCUGGCCUGGGCGAGAACUACUGCCUCGAAUGCGCAAAGUUCUUCGAGAGCGAGGCCAACAUGCUGGCGCACAAGAAGGGCAAGGUGCACAAGCGCCGCGUCAAGGCCCUGAAGGAGGAGCCGUACUCGAUCAAGGAAGCAGAGGCUGGCAUGGGCUUCACCACCGACAACGGCAAGCGCACCACCACUGCGCCCGCGCCCAUGGAGGUCGACAACGCCGCGUGACGUGCUGAGCCAGGCGCAGUGUUCAGGCUUGUUGCUUGACGGCGCUGACACGCAGGCCGCCGGCGGCGACCACGGGUGUAGAGUUGGUGCGAGCGUGCCAGUAGAAGGCCAGUAGAAGGCCAGUAGAAGGCCAGUAGCACGGCCAGCACAGCCAGCACGGCCAGAUCCUGGCAGGCGCAGAGGCCUGCUGUCUGCUGCCUGCUGU
Messenger RNA from Boeremia exigua, 977 nucleotides. RefSeq lists its product as uncharacterized. The transcript has 2 exons. The record is from RefSeq and is a predicted model, not a curated record. The coding region runs from base 413 to 772 and encodes 119 amino acids. Gene Ontology annotation, molecular function: zinc ion binding; nucleic acid binding. NCBI's taxonomy places the organism in Eukaryota, Fungi, Ascomycota, Dothideomycetes, Pleosporales, Didymellaceae.